GCAGCGCAGACCGACAGAUCACCAGCAGAUAUGGACAAAAUGAUCGCAAAGAUGGUGGGAGACACAGCGGAGGAUGCGGUGAAGGGCGUCAUGAACAAGGUCCUGGGUAACGAAGGGCAGGAGGAGGAGAAAGGAGGGAUGGACAAGGUGAUGUCAAUGGUUGGUGGAGGGGGCGGAGGCGACGGAGGCUUCGGCCUCAGAGACGCCCUCUCGAUGGUUGGAGGAGGGGGCGAUGACAAGAAGGAGGAGGGAGAAGGAGGAGGAGGAGUCUCAGGUUUGAUGGGUGGAAUCGGCAACUUCCUUAAGUAGAGACCCUGCAGACCACAUCCUGAAGCAUCAGCUCCAGUCCAUCACACCUCCACCUGCUGACUGGUGGAGAAUCACUGCUUUCAAUGUUUACUAAUGAUUUGGAACUCUUUAAACUAAUGUUACGUACAAGUUCUACACCAUGAGAAUGUACUGACAAUGAUCUGUUGUAACUUUACUGAAGUGGGUUAUUACUUGGAACAAUAAAUAUCUACUGUCAC
Molecule: messenger RNA, 527 nt
Organism: Anarrhichthys ocellatus (wolf-eel)
Lineage: Eukaryota; Metazoa; Chordata; Actinopteri; Perciformes; Anarhichadidae
Product: calpain clp-1-like
Exons: 3
Coding region: 31-309 (92 amino acids)
Source: RefSeq, a predicted model, not a curated record